AUGGGAUUGGAUCAAAUGAUUGUUUAUGAAAAGUUUAUGAAGGAUUUUAUGAAAUUACACUUCUCGGAUGGAGAUGGAGAGUAUUCUUUCAGACCUGGAUGGAAAGAAAUGAUCCAAGAAUUAAGGAGUCUUGAUGCUUCCCAAUUUCAACAAGUUGCCAAUAGCAAUUCUAGUGGAAAAACAGGAGAUUUAUUCGAUUUUCUUCCAGAAUUGUCUCUUGGCAAGGAAGAGGACACAUUGGAUCAAUCAUCAACGUUAGAAGAAACUCAGACACCAUCUCCGAAGUAUCCAAUUAAAUACAGGCUUGGAGAGUUUCAAUGUUACCAAAACACAUCUAUAGAUAAUAUGUCAGAUCUUGGGGAUGUACUCAAAGUUUGGAGAGAUAUUAAUUCACUUUCAGACGAACACGAGAAAAACAUCACGGUUAUGUGUUUUAUUCAGCACAUCACCACAAAACCACGCUCUAAUUCACCAUUUAUUCAUUUGUGUGAAAUUACCGGAGAAAAGCAUGACCAUGAACAACAAUUUUGGAUUCAUCAGGUCAUGGAAGAAUUUUUGGACAUUUAUUUUAAUCCUUCCCUUGACCAGCUCAGGUUAUUGACAGAUUUCAUACUCCUUUUUGUUUCCAUAUUUUCUGAAUUUAGACUAAUUGAUCUAUGCUCAAUCAAAGCCAAGCUAUUAGAGUUGGACUGGUUCCUUCCUUUUAUAAUGUAUUUAUUAUUUUCUUAUUUUUAUCCACUGAGAGACGCAACUUUUACAUUGUUGAAGAUAAUGAUUCCAUUCCCAUACCUGGCACAAGAUUAUUCUCAACAGUCAAGCAAUAAUGAUAAUUGGUUUGUGACGAUAGACAAAAAACAAUUUGUUACAGAUAGUUUAUCCAUCUAUAUAGAAUUGACAGAUUGUAAAAACUGGAUGACCCAGCUAGGUGAUCAUACUUUUAAAACAAAAUUUCUAUCUUUGACCUUUAAUGAGGCGAAAGCUGUUGUUAAAGAGUAUGAGCGAUGGUUUUUUGGAUCAAGUACUGUCAAUGAGGACGAUGAAGAAACACUUAAUAGACUAUCAGAAAAAAUUGACAGAAUUAUUCAUAGCAAUACGUUUUUAGGCUCUGCAUUCGUGAAACUCAGUCAUAGAUCUCCUAAAGACGCUGCAUUUAGAGCUAAAAACUAUGAAGGAAUGGUCCAUGAAAUGGUAUUAGAGUUUCAUGAAAAAUACAACUUGGAAAUGGAAAAUCAAGAAAAUGGAGACUUGAAGAUCAAGAAUAACAAGUAUCAAUCCGCCAUCUCACAAAUAUGUGCUCAAAAAUGUAUGAAAGUAACUUCUGGAAAGGAAUUCAUUAAUUUAAUGAGCACAAGUUAUAGAUCUCAUGUUGAUUUAUCAAUCAUGUUGCAAAGCAUUUCCGAAAGUGGCCACAUUCCAGAUGAAAUGCCGAUACAAAUUGUGGUUAGAGAAUGGACUGAUUUACCAAUAUGGAGGGAGGUGCGAACAUUUGUGAGGAACCGAAAAAUAACUACAAUGUCUCAGUAUUUUAGUACAUCUUAUUUUCCUCAAGUUACAAUGGAUGAAUGGAAAAAAAUUAAGGAUAUUAUUGUUGAGAGGUUUGACAAUCAAUUUUCGAAAAUUCUUCCAUUGGAUGAUUGUUGUGUGGAUUUUGUUGUUUUGAAUUUAGAGCAGAGACUAGUGAAAAUUAUCGAACUCAACGCUUUUGGAGACAAUUGUGGACCGGCUUUAUUCAAUUGGGAUAACGAUGCGGAUCGGCUCUUAAUGUAUAAUGGGCCUCUAGAAUUCCGAGUAGGAACACCAAAUAUACAUGAGAGCUAUAAAAUUGUUGAUUAG
This is a messenger RNA of Naegleria lovaniensis, 1833 nucleotides long. RefSeq lists its product as uncharacterized. The transcript has a single exon. The coding region runs from base 1 to 1833 and encodes 610 amino acids. NCBI's taxonomy places the organism in Eukaryota, Heterolobosea, Eutetramitea, Acrasida, Naegleriidae. The record is from RefSeq and is a predicted model, not a curated record. Gene Ontology annotation, cellular component: cytoplasm.